AUUAAUAGUUUAAUUUCCAGGAUAAAACUUCGUCAUAAAGGUUUUUAAAUUGUUGUUUGGCGUUAUUAUGUUACAAAUGCCGAUAAAAUAGACGGCGGUAUACACUUUAAACGUUGGUUUGUAGUUCGCCAGUUAAACCAAAAGAAGAAGAAGAUGGUUUUCGUCGCACUGCAUUCUGGUUCUUGUAGUCCGUUUCUGAUCUUCCUUUAUUGUUGAAGAGCUCAACUGCACUGUUACUACGAUGUCGGGUGGUACAGUCUUGCAGCCAGCUGAAUCUGGAAACGGAGGAAACAAGAGGCAGUCGUGUCCGUUACACGGCUGUAAACGGGUUUACUCUGACACGGCCGGUCUGCAAAGCCACAUCAAGGACCAUGAGAUCUCAGCUCAGUCUCUUCCAGGAAAGGUCUUGUUGUGUUCCACUGUUGGAUGCAGUGGUUCCUUCCCCAACAUGCAGAAACUGAUGGAACACAUGAGGCAGCAUCACAAACCCAACAUAUUCUUCCUGUGUGAGAGCUGUCGCACAAAGUUGCGAUCCUACCGUGGCCUCUUGACUCACCUGCACACCUGUUCCAAAGUACCACGGGGCAAAGCAAAGCCGGCUGAGUCGACAGCUUCUCAUCCUGCAGCUCCGACCAACCCAAACACGACCCCCAUGGCUGUGGAUCAGAAGCCCCCCCUGCUGGACUCAGUGUUUACAUCCCAAUUACUACCUUCCCAAAUCCCAAACCCAGACGGUUCCUCCCUCAAUGCUGUUAAGUCAGAAUCAGCUGGCCCCCCUCUCCUCGGCCCCCCCUUCUCCUCUAACCCAGAGACCUCCCCUCUCCAGCUUGCUCCUUCACAGCUCACAGAGGCAGCUCCCCAGCCUCUGGUCAAAAACGAACCCUCCGAUCUGCCUUUGUCCUUAAACCUGGUUGGCCAAACAGCAGCUCCUGACACUCCUGAUGCCCAGGGUCAGCACCUGACGCAGACCAGGUCUCCUGAGUCCAUCCACCCUGCUUCAGGAUCAGCUCCUCGUUCUCCUCCUGUGACAGCCAUCUGGAAGAAGAGUCAAGGUAUGGCCUGCAACAGACGAGUCCUUUGGGAGCACACUAAAGGGCGCUACACAUGUGUACAAUGUGGCUACAUUGCAACCAACCGUAAAGAAAUGACUCACCACAUCAGCACUAAACACAACGGUAACAAACCUGCAGAAGACACAGGGAGCUCUGCCACAAACUCAUAGUGUGGAAGCAGGAAUUUGCUGAAUGGUGCAUAUUGGUAGCAGAUCUUGUCUUUUUGUUGCCUUGAAGAACUCAUCUUCUGUUUAUGGAAGUUAUGUCAAUGGUUUAUGUAUAAUAAUACACCUGUAUUCUGGCCGGUGAGCCUGCAGCAGUGAGUUAGAUAUUGAUAGUGAUCUUAAGCAUUUUUCCAUUUCCACAAAGCACUUAACAAAUGGAUUUUUGUCUGUCGCACACAAUAACUUUUCAAUAAUAAAUAUCUGCUGGGUCACUCACUGCAA
Centropristis striata (black sea bass) is the source of this 1498-nucleotide messenger RNA. It is a transcript of the gene znf414, whose product is annotated as zinc finger protein 414. The coding region runs from base 242 to 1222 and encodes 326 amino acids. The transcript is spliced from 5 exons. The record is from RefSeq and is a predicted model, not a curated record. Lineage: Eukaryota; Metazoa; Chordata; Actinopteri; Perciformes; Serranidae.